Messenger RNA from Arachis duranensis, 1823 nucleotides. RefSeq names its product B3 domain-containing transcription factor VRN1. Gene Ontology annotation, cellular component: chromatin; nucleus. NCBI's taxonomy places the organism in Eukaryota, Viridiplantae, Streptophyta, Magnoliopsida, Fabales, Fabaceae. Gene Ontology annotation, molecular function: DNA binding. Gene Ontology annotation, biological process: regulation of DNA-templated transcription. The record is from RefSeq and is a predicted model, not a curated record. The transcript is spliced from 2 exons. The coding region runs from base 394 to 1584 and encodes 396 amino acids.
UAUAAUUAAUUUUAUGUCUAUUAUAAUUCCAAUAUUUGUAUGAUUUCUUUUUUGUUAGAAUACUAAUGUACUAAAAUUGUGCUUUCCAUUUUGAGAGAAAUUUUUUUUUAUUUAUCAAAUAAAAUUUAUAAAAAUUGGAGAGAUUAAGAAUUCUUUUAAAAUAAUUUUUUAUUCUUUUCCACAUUUAUGAACCUUAUUUAUACAUUAAGGAUAAAACUAUUUUUAACUAUUGGUACGUGCUUAUAUACUCUUCUGUUUUGUGUGUAUAUAUAUAACUUCAUCAUCCACCACCUCCUAAAUACGCUUCUGUUGCCGUCAUCUUCUUUGGCUUUUUCAAUUAACUUGUCUUCUUACUAGAGACUGUGACUGUGUCUGUGAACAAGAAGAACAUCCAUGGCUUCCUCUAGAUUCCAAAAAAACAAGCGUUCUCGUUCCUCUGUGAUCCGUUUCUUCAAAAUUGUUCUCAGACAUAGCCUUGAAGAUGGAAAGCUUAAGGUACCAAAAAUGUUCAACAUGAAACAUGGUCGCGGUGUUCCAAAUCCAGUGUAUCUGAAGCCUCCAGAUGGCACUGCAUGGAAGAUAGAUUGGUCUGAGUAUGAUGGUGCCAUUCUAUUUGAAAAUGGUUGGAAAGGAUUUGCUUCGUAUUACUCUCUGGAUAAUGGCCAUGUGCUGUGGUUUGUGUACAAUCAAACUUCUAACAUUGAAGUAUACAUUUUUAACAGGACUUGCCUUGAAAUAGACUAUCCUUCCUUGGAUCACAUCAGCGAUGACGAUUCGAUUGAGAUCUUGAAUGAACAGCCCCCACGAGGCUGGCCGAGGAAAACAGAGAAAGCAGCACCAAAGACACCAUCUGCUUCUACAAGCAAAAUGGUCACAAGUUCUGCCAAAACUAAAGUAGUGAAAGGGUGCCCUGAAAGAAACUAUCCUUCCAAGGACCACAUUGAUGAUGUCAACAUGGUUAAGGUUGAGAAUGAACCGCCACGAAGAGGCAGAGGCCGGCCGAGGAAAACAGAGAAAGCAGCACGAAACAAACCAUCUCCUUGUACAAGCAAAAAGGUCACAAGUUCUGCCAAGAAUAGAGUAGUGAAACGGUGCCCUGAAAUAGGCUAUCCUUCCAAGAACCACAUUAACAAUGACAACAUGGUUAAGGUUGUGAAUGAACCGCCACGAAGGGGCCGAGGCCGGCCGAGAAAAACAGAGAAAGCAGCACCAAAGAAACCAUCUGCUUGUACAAGUAAAAGGUUCACAAGUUCUGCCAAUACUAGAAUGGUGAAAUGGUGCCCUGAGAUAGACUAUCCUUCCAAGGACCACAUUGAUGAUGACAACAUGGUUAAGGUUGAGAAUGAACCGCCACGAAGAGGCCGAGGCCGGCCGAGGAAAAAAUUGAAAGCAGCAGUAGAAGUAUCAUCUCCUUCUACAAGUAAAACAUUGUGGAGUUCUGUCAAAACUGGAGAUGUAGAGAAGGGCCCUGAUAAACAAAACUGGAUGCUGUGUUGCAAGAAUGAAGAAGCUAGUCAAUCUGAAGAGACAGGUCUUAAGAUGCCAACAAUUCCAAGUGCCAGUGUUGGUCCUGAUAGUAUGUAAUUUCAUGAUCAAGUCAUCCUUUUAUUUUUGUAGUUUCUAAUGUAUUGCUUUGUGGCUAAAUUGCAUAAAUCAUAGUUACAAAUUCACCAAAUAGGUAGCGUAUGCAUAUUGCAUACCAUACCAGAACGUAUUGCAUUUCAUGUAACUAUGCAAUAACUAUCUUAUUGUUCUUUGUCUGUGUUCAAAUUUCGUUCAAAUGAAUAAAAAUUACUGUGUUGUUUGAGCUUGUUUACAGAGAA